Triplophysa rosa is the source of this 2287-nucleotide messenger RNA. RefSeq names its product sphingosine-1-phosphate receptor 5a (gene s1pr5a). The record is from RefSeq and is a predicted model, not a curated record. Gene Ontology annotation, cellular component: membrane. The transcript has a single exon. Gene Ontology annotation, biological process: G protein-coupled receptor signaling pathway. The coding region runs from base 212 to 1414 and encodes 400 amino acids. Gene Ontology annotation, molecular function: sphingosine-1-phosphate receptor activity. Lineage: Eukaryota; Metazoa; Chordata; Actinopteri; Cypriniformes; Nemacheilidae.
UCCCGGUUCCCUCUGGUGGCCUUUGAAGAUAUAGCACAGCUGUGAUUUGAGCAUCAAGAAGGAAAGAAGUGCCUUUUUCAUCACAGAUCAACUACCAGCAUCUUCAAGGAAAUACUAGUGCUAUGUUCAAUUUCAACAGCACUGGUGGAACAUGGCAAGGACUACACGCUUAACAGAGAUGAAAACUAGUUUUUAAAGAAAGAUACGUUUUAUGAUGGAAGCUUCAUAUUCUGCAAGUGCUGCGGCGGCACCGACGUUACCCCCCAUGACCCCCUCUCCGGGCUACCUGCUCAGAAUGUUCCGGGAGUAUCAAAGCAACUCCGUCAUCGUGGCCCAUUACAACUUCACCGGAAAGCUGAAAGAAAACAAGUAUCGUGACGGACUAAAGCCAGAAGCCAUCACGUUUCUCAUCAUCUGUCUGCUCAUAGUGGUGGAAAACGCUGUGGUUCUGGUGGCGAUUUGGAAAAACAAAAAGUUCCACAUGCCCAUGUACUACUUGCUGGGCAACUUGACGCUCUCGGACUUGCUAGCAGGUUUCACCUACAUGGUAAACAUAGUGACAUCGGGGGCAAACACUCUCAAAAUGACUCCGGUCCUGUGGUUUCUCAGGGAAGGUGGCGUUUUUAUAACCCUCUCAGCUUCUGUCAUCAGCCUCCUCGCCAUCGCCAUAGAGCGCCACGUGACGAUGGUACGGAUGAAGCCUUACCAAGGUGCCAAGCGUGGCCGAAUGUUCGGUCUGAUCGGCGCGAGCUGGGUCCUGUCCGUGCUCUUGGGCGUCCUCCCCGUCGUGGGCUGGAACUGCAUAGGAAACCUGGAGACGUGCUCCACCGUGUUGCCCCUUUACGCCAAGAGCUUCAUCCUCUUCUGCAUUACCGUGUUCACCCUGGUGCUGCUGGCCAUCGUGGUGCUCUACGUACGCAUCUUCCGCAUAGUGAAGUCCAACACCCAGCGGCUGGGCUGCGGCCCGCAGCGCAAAGGUCUGGCGAGGAAAUCCCAGAAGUACUUGGCUCUGUUGAAGACGGUCACCAUCGUUCUUGGCGUCUUCAUCGCGUGCUGGCUGCCUCUCUUCGUGCUCCUUAUGCUGGACUUCAGCUGUCCUGCUCAAAGCUGUGAGGUGCUUUUCAAGGCGGAUUACUUCUUGGGUAUCGCCAUGAUCAACUCUCUUCUGAACCCCAUCAUUUAUACCCUAACUAGCAAAGACAUGAGAAGGGCCAUAUUGAGACUGGUGUGCAGCUACUGUCUGCUGACCAAAGAUGGACAGGUGAAGAAGUUCGGCAUGCCUUUCUUGGAUUGUAGCACGAGUAGGGCCGAGCUGCCGUCUCAUAGGCUGGAAGGGCUGGAGACGACGGUCUCGUCUGGGAACUUUUCGCCCACCACUAUUAAAGCUAUCUAUCCUAGGGUAUUGAGGAGUUGAACGAGAAAGACGUUUGGGCGCAGUUCGACUUCUCCUGAUCCGGUUUGUCUUCGGAAUAUUUAUGAAACUGAAAAGGAAAGAAGUCUGAGGUGCUCAGAGACUAAAGAAAAACAUUUCUCGAGUAAGUAGUGGAACUUCGAGUCGGUCACAAAUGUUGGCUUCCUACACGUGCAUUUAAAUUAACCACGAGACUGCCUGGGAAUGUGGUAGACCAGACGGAUGGAUUUUUCUAACUGUGAUAAAUACCAGUGUUUAAAACGGAUUGUCUGAGGGUCAAAGUAGCAGAACAAAGGCUAUAAUGACUUUUUAAAAAUAGGAUUUCAAACAGCAUGCAGUGAAAAACACUGUUUUACAGCUGAACUGAGUGAAGUCUGUACUGACUUGUUUGCACAGACAUGUCAUAAAGAUUUUUUUAAAAGAUACUCUUAUGAUCUGGAAGCUAUUCCCGUGAGUUUGCAAAACAAGUCAUUUGUAAACAUUCAAAGACUUUGUAGUAUAAAAAGGUGCAAAGAAAAUGUCAGGUUAAUGCCUCCAAACAAUCACUUUAGCAUGGACAGAAAACAUGCACACAACAAAUAAAACCUACAAGGAAAGUGACCAUUUUCAUGGUUUAAAAACAUCUCCCUGUAUCCAAAAAUUUAAUUUAAAAAAGGUAGCACAAGCUAUAUAUUGUAUAUUGUAUAAAUAUUGUUACAAAGUUUUGUAUGGAUUGACAUCAUUUAGCUGUCUGCAGUGAUAAGAAUAGCACUGUUAAAAAAGUUUGUCUGUUUUUGUAGAUUCAAAAAAAUGCAUUAUUGUUUAAAUAUAUUCUAAAUUAUGAGUCCUUUAAAAAUGUUUAUAUGUGCAUUAAUGAAAAUUAAAAGCUGUUCUUGA